Messenger RNA from Penicillium paradoxum, 1044 nucleotides. RefSeq lists its product as uncharacterized. The transcript has a single exon. Bases 1 to 1044 code for a protein of 347 amino acids. Lineage: Eukaryota; Fungi; Ascomycota; Eurotiomycetes; Eurotiales; Aspergillaceae. The record is from RefSeq and is a predicted model, not a curated record.
AUGGCAUCAAUGGAUGCCCUAGGGGCCUUCACCCACAUGAAAGACAAUCUUCCUGGAUGGAUCAUUCGUGUUUCAGAGCUGGCUGCACACACCCACAAGAAGCACAACGAGUACUCCGAAGCCUAUAGACGCCACACAACCUUCAAGUCCCGCCGACGGAAAAACAGCUCUGUUUGCUCCAUCCAUACCGAUGACCUCGUACCGAUCGCACAAAGAAUGGGCCCCAGUCCAGAGCCCACGGCGGUGGGGAUAACCCAGGAUGUGCCCGAGGAAACUCCACGUUCUGGGCGCAAGCGCAGCACCGAAGAGGACCCCUCAGUUGAUUCCGGAGAACACUACGCUUUUGUAAGCACACGGCACAAUGUCAUUAUCGAGUACGAUGGCCAUACACAACAGACGCUGGAGGCAAUUGUACGGGAUAUCGGAGUCGCCAGGAACAACAUUCGACGAAGCCAGAUGGCCAUGAUGCCGCGCACCGGGCUGCGCGGAGGUCUGCUGAGCAAAGGCAUGAGCUUGAAUAUGCACAUGAACAUGCCAGCUGGAAUGGAACAAGUAACAUCACCGCUCUCUUGUGUCCGCAGCACCCGAACUACAGCUGGGCUUGUUGGUGUCUCUGGGGCCGGCGUACUGCGGAGGGACUCCGCUUUUGACUUUGCAGAUAAACAGCUGGAACUUGCCCACUCACUCUGCGAAACGGCAGCUUACCAGGUCCUGCGAUCCGGCGACUGCGGAACGGAACUUGAUGGCGUGGAGGAGAAGUUCAAGAUGCUACUUGAGGCUGCUAUCAACGAGGUCGAUCGUAUUAUGGCAGAAAAGAAGCAGCAAGAAGAGCACCAGCAAAAACAACAAGACGGGACCGCGGAAGAAGGACCUCCCAAACCACCUCCGACUCCCUCUGCAGCGCAACUCGCCAGAGUUGCUGCCAUUGCUGCGAAUAAACCUUCCUCGGCCACCGCAGGCACCAUCGAAGUUGAUGACAACUCAUCUCUCUCGGCUGAGUCCAUCGAUCUAUCUGCAUUCCGAUCAUCCCGGAUCCGAGUGUAA